This is a messenger RNA of Eimeria maxima, 4446 nucleotides long. RefSeq lists its product as hypothetical. Bases 1 to 4446 code for a protein of 1481 amino acids. The transcript is spliced from 5 exons. The record is from RefSeq and is a predicted model, not a curated record. NCBI's taxonomy places the organism in Eukaryota, Apicomplexa, Conoidasida, Eucoccidiorida, Eimeriidae.
AUGCAGCGUGGUAUGACUAGAAGGGGAUACAUCCAAGCUGCAGAGGGAGGAGGAGCAGCUGUCGAUACGGCUGACAACUCCCCUCAAGAAGGUUCUCGUCGCCGCCUGUCAGCUCCACUUGCUGCAGCCGACGGGCUGGAGAGCACAUUGGACAGAACCUCCAGCGGGUCUCAGGACUCCGCUGGUCUUGGGGGGUGCCCUUCAAGGGCUGAGGUGCAGUCUUUCUUUUCCUUCUUGUUGGCCUCCAUGUCUCCGCCGCCUCCCCAGCAGCAGCGACAGCAGCAACAGCGGGUCUUGCCGAAUCUCGCAGCAGCCGUUGAUGGUGUUCUCUUUUUGGCAGCCUGUGCUGUCUCCCCCCGGUGGAUUUUAAGUCUUGCACCUGCAGAGCAGUCACCACUAGGGCCGCGCAAAGACAGCUUAGGAGUUGCUGGAGGGGGGAGCAGCGCGAGGCAGAAACAGCAACAAGAUUGGCUGCUCCUGUGUAGCCCUGCUUUUAAUGCACAUCCGCCGGAGACUUUGCCUUUGCGGGCCCUCACUGCCUUCUUCGUUUCUCUCCGGCAACUCCUACCCAGGCUGCCGCAGUCGGCAAUUACCCGCCUCAUAGCUCCUCUCUUUGCCCUUGGUCGGUCAAUAGCUUUCGGGUCCCAUGUCUUGCCAGAGGUACCGGAAGAAGUGCGGGCUGUGGCUGAGGCUUUGGUGCUUCUGCUGCACGGGGUGCUGCAACGAGCUGCAGAAGAGGCCCCGACGCUACUACCUGGGGACACGGUGCAGAGGGUCUCAACUGCGUGCAAUGCAUUGACUGACUGGAGCAAAAGACUAUCUCCCAGCAACGGCGGCAGGUUGGUGCCGCUGCUGUUGUUGGGGGCGCCACCUAGUUUACAGUACCCUAUUCAGGAGGAAGACCUCUUGGAGGCGCCCGCUUCGGGGGUCCCUGGGUGUGGCGCUGCUGCUGCACUUGCGCUAGCGCUACACCGCACCGGGGCCUCCCCACUGCCCUGGAACAUCUUGCGGGCAACUGCCAGCAUGAUAGAAGCCUCUGCAGCAGCAGCAGCUCGCGGGCUCCAAGCCGUUGGUGCAUCACAUCAGCACGUGGCUGGAAUUGUCGAGGCCCCUUCCCGCCUGGACCAGCGAAGAGACUACCCACAAGAGGCCCGCUCACAGCACCAGCAGAAAGUGAAGCAGGAGCAGCAGAAGCUGCAGGUCGGGGUGUCACCAGCACUGCAGACAGCGGCUGAAGAGCUGCGUCAGUUGGUGACAGCGAGGGCCUCCUGGUUGCCCGUAUAUUAUUUAUUAAUGCGUCUAAAUGGUGGUAUUUGGCUGCCGGCUGUGCAGCAACUAGCGGAAGCUGCUGCUGCCCAAGGGGCUCGUCUAAUUGAGCUCUUCAUAUCACAGCAGCAGAGGCAGCGAAGCGUCCGGGAAGCGGAAGAAACUCAAAGUGCUGCCUGGGCUGCCGUGGGGCGAAUGCUUUACUUGGAAGUGCAGCAGCUUUCUAUUUCGCUUGCGCGGUUGCACUCCCUCAGGCCACUGAGAGGAAUGGGACACUUUGCUGCUUCUGCUGUGGCGUUCGAUCGAUUCCUGCAUGAGCAGCAGAUAUCUUCGUCGCAGGACAAAGGGGUAACAGGAGCACCAGGAUCGUCGGGCGAAACUGUUGUACCCUUUUUGAGGCCUCUUCUGCACACUCACGAUCCCCCCCGGGACCUGAAGGAGGCCGAGAGGAGAAUCCGUUUCUUCUGCUCUCUCGUCACGCUUGGGGCAACAGAUUCUUCUUUGCUGUCAGGUGUUACUGUCUGUCUUCCCUCAGAGGGCCAAAUAAACUCUUCGAAUUUUUCAAGCACUCACCAGCCUCCGCAGAAACAGCAGCCCAGCAGUUCCCGCGUAACAGCAGCAAAACAGAUAUCCGUCAAGCUACUUCAGCGUCUUUUAUUCGCAUGGAGUUGGGUCGGCGAAUGGCCUCUCGUAGUUAUGGGCCUCAAACUUCUCCGUCACCGCCUUGAAAGUCUUACGCUGCAGCGCUUGCUGGGUGCUAGCACUCCUGCCUCCAGCGGCAGAGGGGGCAGGAACUUCGAGAGGACUCAAGGCAAGGCAGCCGCAGAAGAAGAUGCUGACGAAAGGAACACCGCUGAACUUGUGGGAAAGACGCUGGCACUGCUGCAGAAGAAUUUGAACGCGAAGUGGCGCUCCUUCAAAGGUGGCAAGUCAUCUCGCUUGACCUCUCCACCUCGGUCUGAGGGAGAAACAUCGGAACUUCAGGAAGCUCUAUGUAGCCUCGCCGCUACAGCUACCCUGUGGGCAGCUGUUAGCGGCUUCGAAAAGCAACGCCCCGAGGACAUUGCUCUGCUUACAUUUUCUCUCAUACCAUUUUGGAUCCAAGAGACAACAGAGGGAGCUGCGCCUGUACAUACGCAGCAACAAGUUCAAACGAUCCGUGCCGGGGCAGCAGCGGCUGCUCCAUCGGCUGAUACUGGUACCACCCAAGAGCACGAAAACAGUCAGCAGCAGUACCGCCAACGUCUGCAGGACGGAGCGAAUUUCGCUGCCCUAGCUCGUAGCUUGAAAGGGUUUCACACGUUCUCAUCGGCUUCCGGUGUAUCCCCAGCCCGUUAUGUGGACUCUUCUGCUGUAGAAUUUUAUCUGUCGGAAUUGCUUGAGAAGAAGGGUGCUGACUUGAACAUGUGGCCAUCCCCACUUUUGUUCCUUUUGGCAUACAACAUUCUCCGCCUUCGGCGCAACAAGGGAAACGACACUUUCCGAGCCUCGUUUGACGCAACUACAAGCAUAGGAACAGCGUCAGCAGAAACAGCUUCGCCUCAAGGCCACUCGAUCGGCGCUUCCAGUGCAGCGCAGCAGCACUCGCAGCAGCUCACCAGCGAAGCUGAGGCAACGGCAGCCCAGCUGUUGCUUCGAGUGGUCGCUGCAAUUGACGAGAGCAUAUCUUUCCCGGAGUCAGUUUACGGUUGGUAUCGUGCGGGUGGUUCUGGGGGUCCUCCUGAUGGCGCCGUUAAGACACCGCAGGACGGAGGUAGCUCGCCCUUCAGCUUACCAACUCUCCCUGGGAAUACACCACAGUCGAGGACUGAUGUAUCAGUUGUUGCGACGUCUGGUGCUUCGGAUUCACCGAGGCAGGCCGGAAUUGGUCGGGCCGGGAUGCGGGAGGUGGGAUCGUUCCUGUGGGCCUUGAAUCGCGCCGAAGGUGGGCUGGGCGUUCCCGAAAUCAUGGAUACCGCUGGUGCUUCAACGGAAUCGACUCCGUCGCCUUUUGAUAACAGUGAGAGGCACGUAAAGGUGUUGACUCUGCAACAAGCUGCGCGGCUUGCAGCCCACAACAUCAGACGGCCUGGAGGCUUUGCUGACAAGCUGGCGCUGUACUGUGAGGCGGCGAUAAGAGCAGCUAAUGAUUCUUUUCUUCAACGUGCCGGGACUUUGCCGACCCCUAAGGACCUCACACUGGAUAUUGGCAAGGCAAGGCAACAAAGACCCUUUGCCUCUCCUGCUGCAGCUGUUGCUUGUGGAGAGGUUGCAACCAGUGGCGGUGAAGGGGACCUUGAGGGGGACUAUCGCCCUCAAACAGUUCUAAAAAAGCUGAAGAGGUCUGGAAUAGUGCACGCACCCCUCUUAGCAGCAGAAUGUGGACUGCUACAGCUCUUCCACUUGCUGAGACCCCUGGCUGCUGCGGUUCGCGCGAUACCUGAUGAGUCAGAAUUGAUGAUCUCAGAAACGGAGAAUAGGGAUCCUGUUGACGUUUCUCCUCCUCCUGCGGGAGGCGCCUGCGACCCAUCGACGGUGGAAGCACCGACCACUGAGCAGGUAGUUGGCCCCAAAACCGGCAGACACAGCACCAGCAUCUUGCGCCUGUUGCACGGUGCACCUGCAUUCCUCUUUGCUGUAACGGCAGCGCUACUGCGGCACGCCCAGAGCAUUGCAGCCCUUCCGGCAGACUCGCCGAGAACUGCAGCACAAGUCCAGCUGCUUCUCUUGGCGGCAAGCGAUUUCGCAACCCUCCUGCACGCACACUGCCGCUUUACAGCAGCAGGAGCAGCAGAGAUCGAAGCGGAGAAAGACCGUGGAGCAGGCGCUGCUCCGAGGAUAUCUGCGGUGACAACAUCAGUGGAGUUUCGGGGGGUGCUGCAGGAGCUGCUUUCGAUUUUCAGCAACCUUGUAGUUCGGCACGCUUCGCAGAUCCGCGACUCGCUAGCGUUGCUAGCUGCAGCAGCGCAAAUCCUUAGUCUGUGUGGAAGAUACGUACCCCUUCCCGCGGGCUCUAAGAAGGCUCUUGAGGCCUUCGCCCCUGCUGCCAUGGCAGCCCUCCGCCAGCCACCUCCCUACCAGGCAGGCCCUGGGAGGUUUUCAGGUACAUCUUCCCCGCAGCCACAGCGAGGAGGUGGUGCCGAGGAACUACGGAGGCUCGCUACUGCCCUGGAGGCCCUCAAGUUUGUUCAACUGAAAUAA